ACCUACAAUGAUGUGCAUGUGAACUUCACUCAAGAAGAGUGGGCUUUGCUGGAUCCUUCCCAAAGGAAUCUCUACAAAGAUGUGAUGCUAGAGACCUACAGGAACCUCACUGCAAUAGGCUACAAUUGGGAAAGUCAUAAUAUAGAAGAGCAUUGUCAAAAUUCUAGAAGACAUACAAGGUAUGAAAACAAUCAAUGUGCAGAUAAACUCCCUGAAGAUACUCAAUAUGAAGUCUUUGCACAUCACAGUAGUCCCCACACAUGUAAAAGUAUGCAUACUGGUGCGGACCACUAUGAAUGUAGCCUAUAUAGUAAUGCCUUUGCAAAUAAAAGUCAUAUCCUAAGACAUAAAAGGAUACAUAUAGGAGAGAAACCUCAUGAAUGUAACCGAUGUGGUAAAGCCUAUGCAUCUAACAGUGAUCUCCUAAGACAUAAAGGAACUCACACUGGAGAAAAACCUUAUGAAUGUAAUCAAUGUGGUAAAGCCUUUGCAUGGAACAGUGAUCUCCAAAAACAUAAAAGAACUCACACUGGAGAGAAACCUUAUGAAUGUAACCAAUGUGCUAAAGCCUUUGCAGAUAACAGUAGUCUCCAAAGACAUAAAAGAACUCACACUGGAGAGAAACCUUAUGAAUGUAACCAAUGUGGUAAAGCCUUUGUAUGUAACAGUCAUCUCCUAGUACAUAAAAGAACUCACACUGGAGAAAAACCACAUGAAUGUAACCGAUGUGGUAAAGCCUAUGCAUCUAACAGUGAUCUCCUAAGACAUAAAGGAACUCACACUGGAGAAAAACCUUAUGAAUGUAAUCAAUGUGGUAAAGCCUUUUCAUGGAACAGUGAUCUCCAAAAACAUAAAAGAACUCACACUGGAGAGAAACCUUAUGAAUGUAACCAAUGUGCUAAAGCCUUUGCAGAUAACAGUAGUCUCCAAAGACAUAAAAGAACUCACACUGGAGAGAAACCUUAUGAAUGUAACCAAUGUGGUAAAGCCUUUGUAUGUAACAGUCAUCUCCUAGUACAUAAAAGAACUCACACUGGAGAAAAACCACAUGAAUGUAACCGAUGUCGUAAAGCCUAUGCAUCUAACAGUGAUCUCCUAAGACAUAAAGGAACUCACACUGGAGAAAAACCUUAUGAAUGUAAUCAAUGUGGUAAAGCCUUUUCAUGGAACAGUGAUCUCCAAAAACAUAAAAGAACUCACACUGGAGAGAAACCUUAUGAAUGUAACCAAUGUGCUAAAGCCUUUGCAGAUAACAGUAGUCUCCAAAGACAUAAAAGAACUCACACUGGAAAAAAACCUUAUGAAUGUAACCAAUGUGGUAAAGCCUUUGCAUUUAACAGUGGUCUCCAAAAACAUAAAAGAACUCACACUGGAGAGAAACCUUAUGAAUGUAACCAAUGUGGUAAAGCCUUUGCACAGAACAGUCAUCUCCUAGUACAUAAAAGAACACACACUGAAGAAAAACUUCAUGAAUGUAACCGAUGUGGUAAAGCCUAUGCAUCUAACAGUGAUCUCCUAAGACAUAAAGGAACUCACACUGGAGAAAAACAUUAUGAAUGUAAUCAAUGUGGUAAAGCCUUUGCAUAUAACAGUAAGCUUUUAGUACAUAAACGAACUCACACUGGAGAAAAACCUUAUGAAUGUAAUCAAUGUGGGAAAGCCUUUGCAUGGAACAGUGAUCUCCAAAAACAUAAAAGAACUCACACUGGAGAGAAACCUUAUGAAUGUAACCCAUGUGCUAAAGCCUUUGCAGAUAACAGUAGUCUCCAAAGACAUAAAAGAACUCACACUGGAGAGAAACCUUAUGAAUGUAACCAAUGUGGUAAAGCCUUUGCAUCUAACAGUAAUCUACGAGUACAUAAAAGAAUUCACACCGGAGAGAAACCUUAUGAAUGUAACCAAUGUGGUAAAGCCUUUACACAGAACAGUAAUCUCCUAGUACAUAAAAGAACUCACACUGGAGAAAAACCUCAUGAAUGUAACCAAUGUGGUAAAACCUUUUCACAGAACAGUCAAUUCCUAAUACAUAAAAGAACUCACACUGGAGAGAAACCUCAUGAAUGUAACCAAUGUGGUAAA
Messenger RNA from Meriones unguiculatus (Mongolian gerbil), 2079 nucleotides. RefSeq names its product zinc finger protein 431-like. Lineage: Eukaryota; Metazoa; Chordata; Mammalia; Rodentia; Muridae. The transcript is spliced from 3 exons. The annotation marks the transcript as partial. Gene Ontology annotation, molecular function: DNA-binding transcription factor activity; RNA polymerase II cis-regulatory region sequence-specific DNA binding. Gene Ontology annotation, biological process: regulation of transcription by RNA polymerase II. The record is from RefSeq and is a predicted model, not a curated record.